Molecule: messenger RNA, 1707 nt
Organism: Blastocystis hominis
Lineage: Eukaryota; Bigyra; Opalinata; Blastocystidae
Exons: 9
Coding region: 1-1707 (568 amino acids)
Source: RefSeq, a predicted model, not a curated record
AUGCUCCAAAGACUCUCGACGCGCUCAACGCUGCUGAUCGAGCUGAUGAAUGAGUGGGUGACUCAUCAGAAACCUACAGGCGCUCUGGGAUUACUAUUAGAACCUUUAGUUGUUUAUUACGCUGAAGGAAAAACGAGAUCGUGCAAAACAAAUCGUCCAACACUAAAAAUGAUGCUUGCAGAUCGGGAAGAUUCAAAACAGCCUUGGGAAAUGUCCCCCAUUUUAGAGGCAACUACACUCGUUACAGCAACUCAACUCUACGAUCGUUACAUUCUCACAGUGAUUUUUCUCACAAUUCCGUCUGCAGUUUUCGAGAAUCGAAGAAGGUUCGCCCAAAUCGUUCAAGCACUGUUUUGCCCUGAACCAAAUCACGGCCAUGCAAACGACCCAAAAUUGUCAGUCAUCAUUUCAUCUGCAACCACUUCCUCCGAAUCGUCUUCUGCUCUAUAUCCAUCUCUCUGUUCGUCUCUUUCUUCCCUUCCCAUAUUUCAUUGCAACAAAACCAAAACCUAUUUCAGAAUUAUUGUUUUCUAUGUUGUCUGUUGCACAGAAGUGUUUCCCUAUCAUAGGGAGGCGCUUACUUGUCAACUGUGCGUUAUUCAGCGUGUUGUCCGUUUCUACUCUCAACGGAGUAAAUGCCCGCCGAUUAGUCAAACGAGUCCAGAAUUGCUCCAUUAUUGGCAUCCGACGAAAAACAUCAAUAUUACGCCAGAUGACGUGUCUAUUAAGUCGUUUGACAAGGUUUGGUGGAAAUGUCCCAAAGGAGUGGAUCACGAGUGGGAGUGCAGUGUUCGCUACGCGUUAAAAAGCGACGGGAAAACAGUGAACUGUCCGUUUUGCUUCAAUAAGCGAGUUUCUAUUACAAACUCCCUCGCAACACGUUAUCCGGAAAUCGCAGCGCAGUGGCACCCGACAAAGAACGGGAGCCUUCUUCCAUCGCAGGUGACGUAUGUCAGCAAUACCGCCGUCUGGUGGCAGUGCGAUCGCGAUCCAUCACAUGUUUGGAAGCGAGAGAUCCGCAAGCGUGUUCAUCCAUUAACUGCCUCGCAAGACGUUGCCUUCCCCGAGAUCGCCAAGGAGUGGGAUUACGAGCGAAACGGCGAAUUAGUUCCUUCCGAUGUGAGCAAAUCCUCCUCUGCCGUGGUGUGGUGGAAGUGCAGCAAAGGCCACGAAUGGCGGACCAGCGUGAAUAAUCGAACCUCCUCGCACCACAGCGGGUGUCCGAUCUGCAAGGGGCACGAAAUCUCGCUCGAACGAUCGCUGGCUUAUCAGUAUCCAGAGCUGGCAGUGCAGUGGCAUCCAACAAAGAACCUCCCGUUGCUGCCAAGCACAGUGUUUCCUUACUCCAAUCGAUCGGUGUGGUGGGUCUGCAAUCUGAACAGGCCGUCGAAUGACAGUUCGGAAGAGACGGUGCAGUUCGGAAACUUCUCUCCAUCAGCGAAUGUGUGCGUAGGAUGCGGCCAGGAAUGGCAGGAAUCGAUCAAGAAUCGAGUAUCGAAGUAUAAGGGAAGUCACAAUCUUUUGUGUCCGACGUGCUCAACGAAGAACCGAAAGCAGACGGUCAAUUCGCGGAGUAGUCCAAAGAAGCCAUCCGAAUCGAAGAAACUGCGGAAGAUUCGGAUCGUGGGAGGCAAUGACAAUCAAGAAGUCAUUAUGGUCUCCGCUUCGGAUUAUGAGAAUUUGAUCGCUCUGGGAUCCCAGUGGUGA